This is a messenger RNA of Aspergillus heteromorphus CBS 117.55, 1575 nucleotides long. Its product is annotated as putative methionine permease. The record is from RefSeq and is a predicted model, not a curated record. Bases 1 to 1575 code for a protein of 524 amino acids. The transcript is spliced from 4 exons. Gene Ontology annotation, biological process: amino acid transmembrane transport. Gene Ontology annotation, cellular component: membrane. Gene Ontology annotation, molecular function: L-amino acid transmembrane transporter activity. NCBI's taxonomy places the organism in Eukaryota, Fungi, Ascomycota, Eurotiomycetes, Eurotiales, Aspergillaceae.
AUGACACACGGUGAACGACAGCCUCUGCUGGCCUCGACGGCCGACGCGCCCGACGACGUGCCGGCGGACCUCUCCCCCGGCAGCGGCCACAAGAAGACCCUCACCUGGGUCAGCGCCUACAUCCUCGUCGUGUCGCGGGUGGUCGGGAGCGGCAUCUUCGCGACCCCUGGCUCCAUCGUGAAAUCGGCGGGGAGUGUCGGGCUCUCGCUGCUCAUCUGGGUGGCGGGGACGAUUCUGGCGGCGUGUGGGAUGGCCAUCUCGAUGGAAUACGGGGCGAUGCUGCCUCGGUCGGGGGGCGAGAAGGUGUAUCUGGAGCAUGCGUAUCCGCGGCCGCGAUUCCUCGCCUCGACGCUGAUCGCCGUGCAGGCGGUGGUGCUGGGCUUCACGGCGAGCAACUGCAUCAUCUUCGCCAAGUAUACCUUCUUCGCCUUCAACGUCGAGCCGACCGACUUCCAGCACAAGAUCCUGGCCGUGGGGCUGCUGACGGUGGUGACGGUCAUCCACGGCUGCUUCCUGCGCACGGGCAUCUGGAUCCAGAACGCGUUCGGGUGGGUCAAGAUCUUCCUGAUCGGGGCGAUCUCGGUGACGGGCAUCUGGGUCAUUCUGCUGCGGCCGUAUGGGGAUCCUGAUGCCCUCUCCCCGGGCCCAGCCCGCCCCGUGUUCGCGUGGGACGCGUGGGACUCGCUGUGGCAGGACUCCAACUGGACCUGGAGCCUGAUCUCGACUGCCCUGUUCAAAGUCAUCUACUCGUACGCGGGCCUGGGCAACGUCAACAACGUGCUCAACGAGGUGCACAACCCCAUCCGCACCAUCAUCACCGUUCCCCCGGCCGCGCUGCUCACCGCGGGCGCCCUGUACUUCCUCGCCAACACCUCCUACUUCCUGGUGGUGCCGCUCGAGGACAUCAAGAACAGCGGCGAACUGGUCGCGGGCCUGCUGUUCGAACGGCUCUUCGGCAGCGUCGGACGGGUUCUGUUCCCGCUGGCCAUUGCCAUCUCCGCGGUGGGCAAUGUCAUGGUGGUGACCUUUGCGCUGGCCCGAAUCAACCAGGAAAUCGCCCGUCAGGGCUUCCUCCCCUGGUCGCGCGUGCUGUCCUCCUCCAAGCCCUUUGGCGCCCCGAUGGGGGGACUGAUCGUGCACUACAUCCCGUCCCUGCUGGUGAUUGCUCUGCCACCGCAGGGCGACGUCUAUAACUUCAUCCUCGACGUGGAGGCGUACCCGUCGCAGGUAUUCGGCCUGGCGGUGACGCUGGGGCUGCUGAUCCUGCGAUGCCGCGAGCCGGAUCUCCCACGGCCCUUCAAGGCCUGGUUGCCGGCCGUGUGGCUGCGGGUUGUCGUCUGUCUGGCCCUGUUGACUGCGCCAUUCUUCCCCCCGGCCGACGGCAAGAGCGACGUGCACUUCUUCUACGCGACGUACGCGAUUGUAGGGGUGGGCGUGAUUAUCCUGGGCGUUCUCUACUGGUAUGCAUGGACGGUGCUGCUUCCACGACGAGGAGGAUACACGCUCGAGGAGAAGGAUGAGGUGCUGGAGGACGGGACCAAGAUUACUCGGCUGGUUCGUUCGUAUGGACUGUAG